GUCUCUUCGGUGCAGAGGGGGGAAACUCCGCGGGCUCCGAGAAAGAAUAAUGCGGUAGCAGGCAGGCUGCUAGCUCUGGGGUUUGGCAGCAGCGGCGGCAGCUCGAGCAGCGGCAGCGGCAGCGGCAGCGGCAGCGGCAGCGGCAGCGGCAGCGGCAGCGGCAUCACCCCAGACGCUGACAGCACAGCCGGCCGGCUCCCUCGCUGACUGCCGACUGUCAAUGGAGCUGGAAAACAUCGUGGCCAACACGGUCUUGCUGAAAGCCCGGGAAGGGGGUGGAGGAAAGCGCAAAGGGAAAAGCAAGAAGUGGAAGGAAAUCCUGAAGUUUCCUCAUAUCAGCCAGUGUGAAGACCUCCGAAGGACCAUAGACAGAGAUUACUAUAAUCUAUGUGACAAGCAACCAAUUGGGAGACUGCUUUUUCGACAGUUCUGUGAAACCAGGCCUGGGCUGGAGUGCUACAUUCAGUUCCUGGACUUAGUGGCAGAAUAUGAAAUUACUCCAGAUGAAAACCUUGGGGCGAAGGGGAAGGAAAUAAUGACCAAGUACCUCACUCCAAAGUCCCCAGUGUUCAUUGCCCAAGUUGGACAGGACCUGGUCUCCCAGACAGAGAAGAAGCUCCUGCAGAGCCCCUGCAAAGAACUCUUCUCUGCUUGUGCUCAGUCUGUCCAUGACUACUUGAAGGGAGACCCCUUCCACGAGUACCUGGAUAGCAUGUAUUUUGACCGCUUUCUGCAGUGGAAAUGGUUAGAAAGACAACCAGUGACCAAAAACACUUUCCGGCAGUACCGAGUGCUGGGCAAAGGGGGCUUUGGAGAGGUCUGUGCCUGCCAGGUUCGGGCCACUGGUAAAAUGUAUGCUUGUAAACGCUUAGAGAAGAAGAGGAUCAAAAAGAGGAAAGGAGAGUCCAUGGCACUCAACGAAAAGCAGAUUCUUGAGAAGGUCAACAGCCAGUUUGUGGUCAACCUGGCCUAUGCCUAUGAGACCAAAGAUGCACUAUGCCUGGUUCUGACCAUAAUGAAUGGUGGUGACCUGAAGUUUCACAUCUACAACAUGGGGAAUCCUGGCUUUGAGGAAGAGCGAGCCUUGUUUUAUGCAGCUGAGAUCCUCUGUGGCCUAGAAGACUUACACCGUGAGAACACUGUCUAUAGAGAUCUAAAACCCGAAAACAUCUUGCUGGAUGAUUAUGGCCACAUCAGGAUCUCAGACCUCGGACUGGCCGUGAAGAUACCUGAAGGAGACCUUAUCCGUGGCCGGGUAGGCACUGUUGGCUACAUGGCCCCAGAAGUUCUGAACAACCAGCGAUAUGGCCUGAGCCCUGACUACUGGGGCCUGGGCUGCCUCAUCUAUGAGAUGAUUGAAGGCCAGUCACCAUUUCGAGGCCGUAAGGAGAAGGUGAAACGGGAAGAGGUGGAUCGUCGGGUGCUGGAGACUGAAGAGGUGUAUUCCUCCAAGUUCUCUGAGGAGGCCAAGUCCAUCUGCAACAUGCUGCUCACCAAAGACUCGAAGCAGAGGCUGGGCUGCCAGGAGGAGGGGGCCGCCGAGGUCAAGAGGCACCCCUUCUUCAGGAACAUGAACUUUAAGCGCCUGGAGGCUGGGAUGUUGGACCCUCCCUUCGUUCCAGAUCCCCGGGCUGUAUACUGCAAGGAUGUGCUGGACAUUGAGCAGUUCUCCACUGUGAAAGGUGUCAACCUGGACCAUACGGACGAUGACUUUUAUUCAAAGUUCUCUACAGGCUCUGUGCCAAUUCCAUGGCAAAAUGAGAUGAUAGAAACAGAAUGUUUCAAGGAGCUGAAUGUGUUCGGACCUAACGGUACCCUCUCACCAGACCUGAACAGAAGUCAGCCUCCAGAACCGCCAAAGAAAGGGCUGUUCCACAGACUCUUCAGGCGUCAGCAUCAAAGCAAUUCCAAGAGUUCACCUACUCCUAAGACCAGUUGUAACCACCGAAUAAAUUCAAACCACAUCAAUUCAAACUCCACUGGAAGCAGCUAGUUUCGGCUCUGGCCUUGAAGUCAAAAGUGGAACCAGCUCAGAGCCUUCUACUUGGAAGCAGAACUUGUAGCCAGGGGAGCUUCCACUGUGGCUCAGUGGCCAGCAAAGCUCCACUGGGAACUAGGAUAGGAUACUGUUCCCCCAAUAACAAACCUCCAAGUUUCUCAAAGAAAUUUCCACUCAGGUCUGUUUUCCAAGGUGGCCCCAAGCUGGGGUGGACUAGAAUUUUCCUUGUUGAACAUUGCAAUAGAAACCCAAUGGGAUAUGACAGCUUGCACGGAUUUUAAUAGCAUCCUAACUAGAACUGAAUUUUGUCUUUAUUAUUUUUAAAGGAAAGUUUUGUAAAUUUCUCUAUUGUCUCUGUUUACAUUUUGUAUAUUUGUAUUUAAAUGAAAGUCAGAUGUUGAGGGUGUAUAUUUUCUGUGCAGCCGCUGUUAAGCCAUGUGUUUUAAGACAUUUUAGAUUGGAGGAGGGGUUACAAAAAAAUGUGACUCUAGACUUCCAGAGCCUCAAAAGAGAUAAUGUUUUUAUUAAAUAUACAAAAUAUCUCACUUUUUACCUUUAAAGACCGGAUUACAUCUAUCUACAUCCAUCUCUCUGCCUUUUUCCCCUUCAGUGUAGCUAUCACUCUCCUGUUGACUUGUAACAAGCUGAAUGAAAUGCCAGAAUGCACUUGGGCCAUCUCCCAAUCCAAACACUCUCUGUGUGCUAUAACAUCAUUGGUAAGAGUACUUCUAUGAGCAGGACUUAGACAUUGCAGCUUCAUUGGCCUCCUCCUGCAGGGCAUCCAGCAUGUAGGGUGAAGAAUCCUAAAUCAUUGGGAUAGAGAUCUUGGCUGCUAAAACCAGUGGUUUUAAGAGGUUUCUGUUAUAUUUGGGGAUUUCUGUUAUAUAUUCUUUUUAGGAGUUUGUACUGAUGAUAAUGAUAUGUCAUGAAAACCCAAGUGUUCUCAAUCAUGGAACUAUGGAGAAGUGUGAAUUGGGAUCCAUCCUGAGUGACUACCUCCAAGUUCGUUUAGGCCUUGGCUGGUCAGCAAACUGAUCACCAGACCUUGAACCUUCAUGUGACUCCACUUAUUUGUUGGCUUCUCUGACAUGGCCAGAAAAAUAGGAUGCCUGAGAACAAGCCUAGGCACCAGUGAAGUAUAAAGACAAUCUCAUUGUUACUUCCCCAGGAGAGGUGGGCCAGAGGCUAGUUCUAAUUGGGCAUCUCAAAGUCACAGGCAAAAGUCACUCCUGUAAGACUUUGAUGGGCUUACCUUUCUAGCACUGGGGAGUUGUCACCUAGCCCCUGAAGUCCUUGGAGGUAGCUCCCUGGGAAGCUGAAGCUCUGAGUACGACUCUGCCUCAAAACUUGUCUCAGCCACCAAUUACUAGGGUUUUUUUACAGGAUGAGGCAGGCACUAUCUGAAUCAGCCCGUUACAAUGUAGACUCCUAGGCUACACCCCAAGCCUACUAUGUGGUGAUCUUAUUUUGUAGUUCAGGCUGGUUUUAAACAUGUAUCUUCCUGCUUCAGCCUCUGGAAUUCUAAGGUUACAGGUGCAUACUACCAUGGAAACUGUAUCUAUACUAAGUAUCUCAAACCUGGUGCACUUCCCCUUGUCCACUUGCUCCGUACUGUAGUGUGAGAACCAUUCCCCAGGCCUGUGAGUAUGGCCAUACCAAAUGUGUUUUUUGAGGGACCUGACAACUUUGGGUCUUGAGUCUGUCAGGAAGAGAAUCCCAAGCAUAUCAGUCUCAUAUCUUUGAUUCCAAGCUCUCCCAGGUCUCACUGCUAGAAAAGAGCCUUUGGGAAUGAUCAUCCUGAAAUCAGUUAACCAUGAGAGUUAAAACAGCCAGGCUCCAUGGCGAAAAAUUAACUUCAAGCCUGGCUCCCAGGCUACUUCUGAACUUUUCUUGGGUUGAACAUGAAGCAGAUGCAAGCGACCAUAUCCAGGUUCUACUGGGGAGCAGGACACUCAGUACUUCCAGAUCAUCAAGCCCUUGCUGACACUUCUUCCUUAAGGAAAAGAAGAAUUAUCAUCUUCCUAGGAUGGUCAUCAGCCUCAGCUACACACAAUCCCUGCCUCCUCCUUACAGGUUUGUUUCUUACUUCCCCAUCCACGACUGUUUAACUCUUAGGAACUCUUAGAUAACUCUUAGGAAGCAGUUUCUCCUUAGGCCUCAAAGUCAAAUCAAUGUCCAUUGUAGCAGAGAAUCCCCGGGGGGUGGGGUGGGGGGAAUGUAAGUUUGUCUACCAAGAGUUCCCAUCAUGAGGUCCUGAAAGGCCUGUACAUGGAAAUGUGCCUGAGUGCCUGUGGGAGGUAAGGAGAGUCAUGUGAUUUAGUCUUUCACUCGUGGCUUCAUAACAGAACAGUGUGUGAAAACUGGCUCUCCUCCCUAAGUCUUCCUCCUGCCUGUGUUUCUAUAGCUGCAUUUUUAGAAGUUUUUGUUUGUUUGUUUGUUUAAUGAAAACAAUCCUUCUGCCCUUUUACCUUUCCAGGAGAAAGUGUGUAUGGCUAGUAAACAGACUGUGUUGUGUAUCUGAGCUCUUUGCAAAAGAGCCUUUAUUCAAGGGUGGCAUUUUUUUUUUUCACCAAAUUUCCACUGACUUGGAAUGAGAAGCUUCUCUGCUUUUGCUGUUUGGGAGAUAGGCCUCUGCUGUGAUCAUUCUGACUUACAAUUGUCCAUUAAACCCUUCAGGAGAGGACUCAGAAUAUCAAGAAGGCCUGAUCCCUACCUUCCAGGAGGGUGGUAUCUAUCCUCUACUUGAGCCUGAACCACAAGGCUCCAUGCUCACCCAGCUCUCUAGGGGCUGAGUCUGGCUGCAGCCACAGGGCUAGUCUCUGAAAUGUGUUGUUCUCUUGGAGGGGCAGGGACAAGAGGCUUGCCACACAGACACAGGCAGGUAGCUCCAGUAACAGGCAUGCCUCAUAGUUACUGACCCAUGAUGUUUCUGAUGAGUCCAUGUGCAUGGGGACAUGUACAUGGCACAUCUUUGCAUUAGAGGAGCAAGUAAGAUGGGAACCUGCCUCAUAGCUGAGGCCAGCCCCUAAGAAAGCUGAGAUCAGAAAGUUUCCAUGGAACUUAGCCCCACUGUUGAAAUCCAUUAUUAUUAUUUUUUUGAACCAUGUACUUUCUUGAAAGUCUGGCUCUACUUUCCAUCAAAUUCACCGAGCUACUAACCUCAACAUAGAACAGGCAAUGCAACUUCCUGUAGCUUAGCAUUCUAAGCCUUGAUAAAGGAAAUGGUGGCAGCUUCUUUGGACAAUUGUAGUUCACAAAAGAGGAAUAGGGAAAAAUUAUUCAAACAACACUGGACUCUUCUCAUGAGCUACUGUGUGCUUGCUUUUCUGGCUGUAUCCUUAUCCCUUUCCGGGGGUCUCCCAUCUUCAUAACCCAAUACCCUGAGAUAAGACCUUAUUGCUUCUUAGGUUUUACUAUGGAAAGGCAGCAUAAGUAUAAAGCCUCUUCUUCCAAACUACAAUUGCUAUGCCUACCCUUGGAUCAGCAACUGUACCUAUUUAUACAACCAGCCACCCAGUUAUUGAAGCUGACAGACAUGUGGGCCAGAUCCUGCAUAGGCACAUAUGGUGCCUCCUCUGAAAAAUCUUGACUCAGGACAAUGAUUUAACAUAUGACAAACUAGCUCACCCUAGGGAAGAAGUAGCCUUUACCCUAAAAGAAGAUGCUGGGCAUUUUUCCAGUUCAGUGACACACCAUCCUAUAAUAGAUCACAAGUAAAUGUUGUCCAUUAGAAAGGCAUUGUGGCUACUGGCAUUGUUAUAAUAAUAACUCUAUUUUCCAAAGGUUUCUAUUUUUCCCACGGAGAUUUUAGCAUUAAUGAAUGAAUGUGGUUCCAUCUUGGAGGUUAUUGUCAAUGAUAACAGCUUCUGUUGUGCUGCUCUGAACCUCACAUGUUCCAUUCACUAUGUCACAGUGCCACCUUGUCUGGCCACAACCACUGUUAUUUUAUAGAGAAAUAAAUUCCUUAAUGAACAUAACAUUGCAAUUUCUUUCUGUGGAGGCUCUGACCUCUUCCAUCUGUAUGGCAAUUGCCUGAAAAGUGCCCACACUGUCUGCUGUGACCCCUCCAUUAACCUUUUCUCAAGCCAGUUCCACCCUACCCAAAUCUGGCCCACAUACUGACCAUACCUAGAACUGACAUUGCAUGACCCAACUCUGGUAGGCAGUACAUACAGAAGCCAGCAAAACUCUUCUAGGACAUCUGCUUUUGAAUGCAAACAGUGUAGGUUCUUAGCCACGGGGGGAAAAAAGUUGACUGUCAGAGCUAUACCUAGUGGCUCCUAAAGGACACAGUGAAAACAUGAGAUUUGAAGCAUACAGGCCUAUAUCCUGGAAGACCUGGACCCCUGCCUAUCUCUGGAUCCUUUUUGAUAUGGAGUGAAGAUGGGGGCAGACCCCAUGUUUUUCAGAGUAGUGGUGUUUAAUUGUCCAGAGGAAGAGAACGUUUCCUAUUUGGCGUGGGGGCCUCUCGCAGACCCCCCUGGAAGAUUUUUGGUAACGUGUUGCCCCAUUUGUCUGUUGUUGAUUUACACUCACUAGUCCAAUGUCUGCCUUUGCCACAUCUCUUACAUAUUCCAGGAGGCUUGGGCUCCUUUUAGGAUUAAUUUGGUUUUCUCUGCAGUUUCUUUUGAAAUGAUCCUACACACCACAAUUAAGACAUUUGAGAUUUUGGAUUGUCUCAAGGCCUCUAGUGGUGGCUUCUCCUAUUAAGGUCAUAUCAGAUGCAUGAGGUUUAACAACAACAGUAUGUCUAAUCCACUCAUCUAUUGAUGCUGACCUUGCCUUCGAUGGUCUGAUUACUUCUUUGCAUUCAGGGUUCGAAUUUUCAAAAACUAAGACUCAAUUAGUGCCUUUCUUGCUAAUGGGUCCAAUAUACUUCUUUCUAUAGUGGAAGUCAACCUUUGCAGAAGACAAGGAUGUUUCUUUUGGACCUUGCAUGGCUUGAGAAAAAUGGUUCAAGUCUUUUCCCUGUUUCCAUGGCCUUGUCCCAGGCAUUUAUGGCUGCCAAGCGACAUAAUGUCAAGGUUUCUUCAUCAUAUUCAGCCUUCACCUCUACCUCAGCAAAACAACCCUUACCAAGCAGCUGAUCUUUAGAAAUAAUUAUACUUCUGACUUUAUUUUGUUGUGCUUCUUUUCCUUUGCUUAUCUCCACUAUGAGAACCAUUGUAAUGUGACUCAGGUUCUAGUAUUGCUUUUACCAUAUCCUUCCAGUCCUGGGGCAUUAUUCUAUAAUAGCCCAAGAAGUCAAGAUUUGUUUUACAAAUGACAGGUACAUUCCAAAAUUAGUGACAUGUUCCUUAAAUUUUCUCAGCUCUAACACGUCCAUGGGUUGCCAUUCAAAUUCCUGAUAAUUUUGUGGAUGAUUAUCAUCGGCUGUCUUUGUUGUAUUCUAACCAGAUAAACUUACCUAAAGUUUUUUGUUUUCUGACAACCUUUGGUUGACUUUCUCUAAUGGCUAUCUUCUGUCUCUACUUGAGUAUUUUCUCUAAUUACAUUUUAAGUUCUUCCCUUAAGGUCUGUCCCCAUAUUUCACAUCUCUCCUUUUGUUGUUCAUCCAUAAGUUCCUGUAUUCUCUGUUCAAGGUUCUGCUUCCACACUUUAAUUUUUUUCUUUAUAUUGUAAUUCUGAUAUUUAUUUUAUUUUGAUUAAUUUUAAAAGAUUCUUUUCUGAUCCUUGCUUUCUAUCCUCAUUAUUUUCUCUCUGCUGCUCAGUCUGAUUUGUGAGCAUCACAUCUUUUGUUCUAGUGCCUUCCCCAGCUCCUGUUUCCAACCUUCAUUUCCCUCUCUCUGUUGUUCAUCUUGACCUAUAAAUUCCUGUACUGUUAGUUCCUGUGUUUCCUCUAGGCAAUGUUGCCAAGUCUUAAAUUUCUCUUUAUUGUUCAGUCUCAUCUCUGAAGUUCUGCAUCUUUUGUUCUAGCAUCUUUUCCAGCUUCCUUCUCCAAUCUUCAUUUUUCUGCAUUUUUGUUCUAUAAAAUCUCCUAAUCCCUUUUCUAAGGCUAGUAAUUUUUUAUCUGGGGCCCUGUCUUUUGAGAAGGCAUAGUAAACCAAGAUACUUAACAUUGUAAUAAUGAUAACUGGAAAGGUGUCAAUCUCCUUUAAAUUCAUCCCUUUCAAACUGUUCCAAAUAGCAUAAAAAAGCAUCCCAUAAA
Molecule: messenger RNA, 8147 nt
Organism: Mus pahari (shrew mouse)
Lineage: Eukaryota; Metazoa; Chordata; Mammalia; Rodentia; Muridae
Gene: Grk5
Product: G protein-coupled receptor kinase 5
Exons: 16
Coding region: 221-1993 (590 amino acids)
Biological process (GO): signal transduction; regulation of signal transduction; protein phosphorylation
Cellular component (GO): cytoplasm
Molecular function (GO): G protein-coupled receptor kinase activity; ATP binding
Source: RefSeq, a predicted model, not a curated record